GAUCCACAGCCUCUCUGGGCAGCUGUUCCAGCACCUCCCCACUCUCACAGCAAACAACUUCCCCCUGACAGCCAACUGAAAGCUGCCCUCCCUCCGCUUCCAGCCGUUCCCCUCGUCCUGCUGUUUCUCCCCUUCCCAAGAGCUGAUCCCCUCCUGUCUGCGGGCUCCUUUUAGGUCCUGGAAGGUUGCAGUGAGGUCACCCCGCAGCCUUCUUUGCUCCAUUCCAGUGCAGUGCUGCAUGUUGACCCCAUGCUGUGCACCAACCCCACCGUUGCGCCUCAACCCCACUGCUGCACCCUGACCCUUCUGCUGCACCCCAACCCCUCUGCUGCACCCCAACCCCUCUGCUGCACCCCAAUCUCAUGCUGCACCCCGACCCUGUGCUGCACCUGAACCCCGUUGCUACAACCCCACACUGCAUCCUGAUUCCACUGCUGUAACCCCAGCCCCAUGCUGCUCACCCUACACAGCCAUCCCCACCUGCAGAGCCCUCCCCCGUGGGCACAGCGCUCAUGUGGGCAGUGCAGCUCCAGGGACCCCAACUGGGGCCGUAGGGAGGAAGGGGACGGAGCCUUCAUUGGGGUCUGCGUGACAGGGAGAGGGGAAAUGGCCCCAAACCGAAAUGGGAGAUUUGGAUGGGAUGUGAGGAUGUAAGGAGAGCUCUUUGGGAUGGGCUGCUGUAGGGUCGGCCUGGACGGAUGGAGCUGUGGGUGUCCCCGUCCACUGCAGGGAGUGGGGCAGGGGGGGUCCCCUAUGAUUUAAAUCACUUCUGCGGUUCUUUGCCUCCAUCUCUGUGCGGUUCUGUGUGCUGUGCUGUGUGCCCCCCCCCGUGGGGCUGCUCCACGGGCAAUGGGGCUCCUGCUCGACAAACCUCCCCCAUUUCCAUCCCUGCCCCCCCAUACAGACGUGGAGCAGAUGGCCAUCGAUUGGCUGACAGGCAACUUCUACUUCGUGGAUGACAUCGACGACCGGAUCUUCGUCUGCAACAAAAACGGCCUCACCUGCGUCACCCUGCUGGACCUGGAGCUCUACAACCCCAAAGGGAUCGCGUUGGACCCAGCCAUGGGCAAAGUGUUCUUCACGGAUUACGGGCAGAUCCCCAAAGUGGAGCGCUGCGAUAUGGACGGGCAGAACCGCACCAAGUUGGUGGACAGUAAGAUUGUGUUCCCACACGGCAUCACCCUGGACCUGGUGAGCCGCCUGGUGUACUGGGCUGACGCCUACCUGGACUACAUCGAGGUGGUGGAUUACGAGGGCAAGAACCGCCACACCAUCAUCCAGGGCAUCCUGGUGAGCGGGACCCCCAUCUCCUGCUCCGUGGUGCACAGCAGGACCCCCACCUCCUGCCCCACAGCACACUGGGACCCCCACCUCCUGCUCCGUGGUGCACAGCAGGACCCCCACCUCCUGCCCCACAGCACACUGGGACCCCCAUCUCCUGCUCCGUGGUGCACAGCAGGACCCCCACCUCCUGCCCCACAGCACACUGGGACCCCCACCUCCUGCCCCAUGGACACACUGGGACCCCCACCUCCUGCCGCAUGGUCACACUGGGACCCCCACCUCCUGCCCCAUGGACACACUGGGACCCCCAUCUCCUGCUCCAUGGGCACACUGGGACCCCCACCUCCU
Messenger RNA from Meleagris gallopavo (turkey), 1632 nucleotides. The record is from RefSeq and is a predicted model, not a curated record. NCBI's taxonomy places the organism in Eukaryota, Metazoa, Chordata, Aves, Galliformes, Phasianidae.